UCUUUGCAGUCUUCAAACUCUUGUGCUACACACAGCACAGACGACGGCAAAAAGUAUGCGUUACUAUGAAGAUCCAUAUCGCUGUCAUGCUCGUCAUCACCAUUUUCGUCCAAAUAUCGAGGUUGAUGUUUUCCCCGGUUGGGGUGGCUCUUAUUAUUCGCCGGCGUUUGCUAGGCCCGAAGUUGUCGUCGUAAGCCCAGCAACAAACUAUGUGCAAACCAGUCAGGUCAUAGUUCAACCGCAGCCUUAUCCAGCGCCAGCAGCUUACUAUCAACAGCAGACCACCUAUCAAUAUCAACAGCAGUAUCAACAAUAUAACAAUCCGCCCUAUCCUCGCUGGUAGACGCCAAACCCAAACCCAAACCCAAACAUGUGUAAAAUUAUUCAAUUAUGUUAAUCAUUGUUUGUGUAUAUCAAUAAACGUAAUUUUAAGUUGCAAAGUGUACAUAAUGA
Drosophila busckii is the source of this 453-nucleotide messenger RNA. RefSeq names its product maker403. The record is from RefSeq and is a predicted model, not a curated record. The coding region runs from base 56 to 343 and encodes 95 amino acids. The transcript has 2 exons. NCBI's taxonomy places the organism in Eukaryota, Metazoa, Arthropoda, Insecta, Diptera, Drosophilidae.